ACCGAUCGCAGAGCUCUCGCCUGCAGCGGCGGCACCGAGGCAAAGCACCGAUCGAGAGCUACUCGCCUGCAGCUGCGCGAUGGCACCGGCGCGCGCAGCCGACGACCUCAAGUACGACGAGGCGGCGGGCCGGCUCGGCCUCACCUACGGCCUCCUUGCCGCCGACGCGCCGCCCGCGCCGCCCGCCGCUGCGGCCAAGGCCGCGGGCAAGGCCCCGGCCGCCGGGACGGGCGGCGCGGCACCGGCGCCCGCGGAGAAGAAGGGCAAGGGCAAGGGCAAGGGCAAGGGCGAGGGCCCGCCCAUGGAGGCGGCCCUGCCCGCGCGCGAGCUCCUCGGGUCGGUGAACUUCCCGCGCGACGACGCGCGGCUCGGCGCGGCCAAGGACCGCACGUUCUACGUGACGACGGCGAUCAACUACGCGAACGGGUCGCCCCACAUGGGCCACGCCUACGAGGCGCUGGUCACGGACGUCGUCGCGCGCUACUGGCGCCUCUGGGGCGCGGAGACCCACUUCCUCACGGGCGCGGACGAGCACGGCCAGAAGAUCGCGAACACGGCGGCCAAGGAGGGCAAGCGGCCCAUCGAGCUCGUCGACGAGUGCGUCGCCAAGUUCAAGGCCCUGGACGCGCGCCUCGACGUGUCCUACGACGACUACCUGCGCACGACGUCGGAGCGGCACAAGGCGUGCUGCCGCGAGCUCUGGCGCCGGUGCUCGGCCUCGGGCGACGUCUUCCUCGAGCGCUACGACGGCUGGUACGACGAGCGCGCGGAGUGCUUCGUCAAGGCGUCCGACGCCCAGCUCCAGAACUUCUGCGACGCCGACGGCAUCCCGCUGAAGCGCACGAGCGAGGAGUGCUACUUCUUCAAGCUCGGCAAGUACGCGCCGGCGAUCCGCGCGCACGUCCUCGCGAACCCGCACUUCGUCGAGCCCGAGAGCCGGCGCAAGGAGGUCCUGCUCAUGCUCGACGACGCCGAGGACAUCGAGAAGCUUUCCAUUAGCCGCACGACCUUCGACUGGGGCGUCGGCCUGCCCGAGGGCUUCGACGCGGGCCACGUCAUGUACGUCUGGAUCGACGCGCUGACGAACUACGUCACGGGCGCGGGCGGCCUCGCCGAGAAGAAGGCCGCCGGCGACCCCUGCCUCGAAGCGGCGGGCAAGUGGCCCGCGGACAUCCACGUCAUCGGCAAGGACAUCGUCCGGUUCCACGCGAUCUACUGGCCCGCGUUCCUCAUGUCCGCGGGCCUGCCGCUGCCCAGGUCCGUCUUCUGCCACGGCUUCGUGCUCGACGCGGCGGGCACGAAGAUGUCGAAGACGCUGGGCAACGUCCUCGACCCGAACGCCUUGCUCGACGCGCACGGCUCCGACAGCUUCCGCUACUUCUGCGUCAAGGACGCGUCGCCGGGCGCGGACGUCAAGUUCUCGGAGACGUCGCUCAUCCUCGCGCACAACAACGAGCUCGCCGACGCCUUCGGGAACCUCGUGCACCGCGCGACGGCCUUCGCGCAGUCCAAGUGCGGCGGCAAGGUGCCCGCGCCACAGGCCGUCGCGGGCCUCGGCCGGCCCUUCGACCUCGACGCGCUCCGGGCCCAGCUCGGCGAGGCCAUGGAGAAAUUGGACGUCGCGGCCUACGCCCAGGCGGCCAUGGCCGCCGCGCGGGGCUGCAACAAGUGGGUCACGGACCUCGAGCCGUGGAAGAUGAAGGACGACCUCGCGGCCAAGCGCACGGAGACGCUCCGGCUGCUCCUCGAGGCCUGCUACGCGCUCGCGCUGCUCCUGGCGCCCCUCGUGCCGCGCGCGGCGACCUUCGCGCUGCGGCGCGUGGGCGGCGCGCCCGCGCCCGUCUCCGCGCUGCGGCCGACGUUCGACAACCUCGCGCCGGGCGGCGCCGUGACGCCGGGCGCGCCCCUCUUCGCGCAGCGCGAGCUGCCCGGCGAGGGCAACGUCAAGGACGCCCUGGCCAAGGAGAAGAAGGCCAAGGGCCCGGCGUCGAAGAAGGCGCCCGCGCCGCCGCCGCACAAGGACCACCCGUCGGGCGAGGACGACACGGCCGCGAGCCGCCUCGCGCUCGUCGUCGGCAAGAUCGUCGACGUCUGGCCCCACCCGGACAGCGACAAGCUCUUCUGCGAGAAGAUCGACUGCGGCGAGGCCUUCGGCGGCGUGCGCGAGGUCGCGUCGGGCCUCCAGAAGCACUACGCGCGGGCGGACCUCGAGGGCCGCCUCGUGCUCGUGGCCGCGAACCUCAAGGCCAAGAAGCUCGCGGGCUUCCCCUCCAACGGCAUGGUCCUCUGCGCGACGCACGGCGACGACGGCCCCAAGUUCGUCGAGGUGCCCGCGGGCGCGAAGCCCGGCGACCGCGUCGCGCUCCCGGGCCUCGACAACCCCCCCGCGUCGGACCGCCAGGUCGACAAGGGCAAGCUCUUCCCCAAGGCCCAGCAGCACUUCGUCACGAGGGGCGGCGUCUGCUUCUACAAGGACAAGCCCUUCGCCGUCAACGGCGCGAACUGCACGGCGCCCGUGCCCGACGGCGCCGCGAUCAACUAGGGGACUAACGAGCGCUGAUCCUU
This is a messenger RNA of Aureococcus anophagefferens, 2565 nucleotides long. RefSeq lists its product as hypothetical. Gene Ontology annotation, biological process: methionyl-tRNA aminoacylation. NCBI's taxonomy places the organism in Eukaryota, Pelagophyceae, Pelagomonadales, Pelagomonadaceae. The transcript has a single exon. The record is from RefSeq and is a predicted model, not a curated record. Gene Ontology annotation, molecular function: tRNA binding; ATP binding; methionine-tRNA ligase activity. Bases 80 to 2542 code for a protein of 820 amino acids.